Auanema sp. JU1783 is the source of this 888-nucleotide messenger RNA. NCBI's taxonomy places the organism in Eukaryota, Metazoa, Nematoda, Chromadorea, Rhabditida, Rhabditidae. The record is from the annotation of a GenBank genome assembly.
AUGAGCUUCUUUUCCAAUAUAAAAGAUUUCAGUUCGUUGAGGUUAUCUGCCUCUGUCGUUGACGUCACAAUUCCGUCUUCAAUAUCAAUUUUCUUGUCCGCACUCGGACUUCAUCCGGGAGUCGUGCAACCCAACUCAUCUCCUAAUCAUAAGCGGCGAUCCAGUUCGCUGAAAAAGUUAGGACUCAGCCUGAAACGUAGUUCCGUUCAAUCAGAAUCGUCCAGUACGCGAUCUGCUUCAGUCUCUUCUAAUCAAAGUUUCUCAUGCGAAUUAUGGCUAUUGUCUGCUCUGCAAGGAUGUUCUAGUUGUUCAGAAGACCGCCAGAACAUGGCCAGACAUGUAAGCCAGACAACGGAUGAUGAGAAAGAUCAAUUGAUUGAUUUUCUUCAAGCUCACGAUGGAGCUGUAGCUAUUGCCAUGGAGAACAACGCAUGUAAACAGUUCAUUUGUGCCACUCAUGAGAUUCCUGAACAGCUGAAAGAAAAGGAUGUUAAAAUUUUGGUCAGAAUGUGGACACAACUCUAUCAAGAUAUCAUUCCUAAUCUCCAAGGAAUUUUAUAUCCAUUAAAAAGUUACUCACAGGAUUUCGACAUACGCAAAUGCGUUUUAACAGCUUUCCGAGAUAGGGUGGUUGUCAAGUUGAUUGAAGGUUUCGAAGAAAUACCGGAGCUGGAAAGUAUGCUCUUCACCUUACUACUAGAAACUGAUGCUGAUAAUGAAGCUUAUAAGCGUUUCUCAUAUUUAGCAAAGAAGACCAUUAACACCAAAGUGGACAAUGAGAUUGAAGAACCCGCUCCAGUAAAACAUCGCUCGAAAACACUACCAAAUAAGCAAAAAAGAACAGUAACAUGGCAGGAUAUGAGGAAAUCAGCCACGUUCUCAGCAUAA